Messenger RNA from Aspergillus fijiensis CBS 313.89, 378 nucleotides. RefSeq lists its product as uncharacterized. NCBI's taxonomy places the organism in Eukaryota, Fungi, Ascomycota, Eurotiomycetes, Eurotiales, Aspergillaceae. The coding region runs from base 1 to 378 and encodes 125 amino acids. The record is from RefSeq and is a predicted model, not a curated record. The transcript has a single exon.
AUGCAUCGGAGAGCUAAAAGGUCAUCCCGAUCACAAAGACGAUGUUUUCCGACACCACCACACCCCGAGGAUCCCGAGCAAGUCUAUAUCUCUGCCGAGGGAAUACAUCUCUACCAGCCCGAUACCGGCUUCGUUCUGUAUGCCAUCAACAGCGGCUCCCGCAAUUCCGGGGACACGCACAACUUCAGAGGCAAGCUGGCCUUCCGCGGCUGGUCAUACAACUAUGGCGCUCAAUUCCAGCUGUCUCUCUGCCAGGGCAAGACCCGGAUCCGCUCCAACAAGGGGGGAUACCUUGUGGCGGUGAUGGGUCUGGCGGAUUGCCUGGAGGGAGAAUGCCUCGACCAUGCCAUGCGGAGUGCGUGUGAGACGUGCGAGUAG